AUGGGGCCGAUUUCAAAUCUGCAGGAAAUCUGGCAAUCAAUGCAGCAGUUUCUAGAGGACCAUAGAGGAGAGGUGCCACUACAUCUAGCGGCAUCCAGGGGGCAUGAGGGCGUCGUCAGGCUCCUGCUCGAGCGCGGGGCUGAUAUCAACGCACGAAGCAUGCUUGCCUGGUCACCGUUGUUUUAUGCGGCGUAUGCCGGAAGGGAAAAUGUAGUCCAGUUGCUGAUACAGUACGGAGCGGAUGUCACGGCCUCCACCCGCUAUGGAUGGACCGCAUUCCACCGGGCAGCCCUUGCCGGAAAGCCUGCAACGUUACGGGCUCUGAUUGAGAACGGGGCCGACGUUCUGGCGCCAGUCAACGGCGGGAACACCGCUCUCCACAUUGCAGUUUCCGAAGGCUAUGCGAAUGAGAACACAGUUCGAGUCAGCAUAUGCUGGACACCGGGGGUAUUCAGAGUGCUCCUUGAAAACGGUGCAGAUAUCGAGGCACGUGAUGGCCUCGGCCAGUCACCGCUACAUGUUGCGGCGUUGGAGGGCCAUGAGGAGGUGGUUCGGAUGCUACUCGAGAAGGGAGCCGACGCGUCGGCGAGGAAGAAGGACGGGAAGAGCGUUCAUGAUUGUGCGUCGAGGAGAGGGAGACUUCCGGUUGUGGCACUGAUAGAGAAGGUGCUGGAUAUGAAGGCACUCGACCCAAGGUCGAAGACGGUAUAG
Molecule: messenger RNA, 711 nt
Organism: Morchella importuna
Lineage: Eukaryota; Fungi; Ascomycota; Pezizomycetes; Pezizales; Morchellaceae
Exons: 3
Coding region: 1-711 (236 amino acids)
Cellular component (GO): nucleus; cytoplasm
Molecular function (GO): protein binding
Source: RefSeq, a predicted model, not a curated record